Molecule: messenger RNA, 4678 nt
Organism: Tuber aestivum (summer truffle)
Lineage: Eukaryota; Fungi; Ascomycota; Pezizomycetes; Pezizales; Tuberaceae
Source: the annotation of a GenBank genome assembly
AUCGAUUUUCAUCCCAUUUCCAUCGCUCUUCUCCUCAGAGCCGCUUGCUAAAAGCUCGGGCUAUGACCCGAGCAGCUUAGCCUGCUCCAAAGACGUCCAUAUUCGCGUCAAAACCCUUUCUCCCCCUCCCCCUUCUAAACCCCCGAAUCACCACUACCACCCCUCCUCCCAUUGUAUACUCCUGCUUACAUACGCACCAUGAACAACAACAAUCUUCUCCCAGCUUCAUGGUCACGCCAACUGAGCACUCGCGACGAUGUCACUGCUCUUGCGGAACGCACUCGGACAAACUCCAUUGAAACGGGGGUAGAGGGUGGGGACAAGGAUGAUGUUGUCGAUCCCACCAUCGCCGCUUUUCGCCAGCGAUACGAUGUAUUCGAAAAGCGCAUAGCGAUCAUGUUCGACACCCGGCGUCCUUGCUGCGCUCCCCCGGAUAUGGAAUUCGCUACCUUGGAGCUUAACGACCCUUUCUCCUCGGCGAAUGUCAAUGCUUCGGGAAAUUCCGCUGCGGACAAUGCUCGGCCACCCGUGCGGAAACUCGACGACGACGAUUAUGACUUUGAGGACGACGAGGACGAAGAGGAUACGAGGCCUAAAGCUCCCCCACCCUUACCUUUCAAGUCGGCUUCCUCAUUGUCUCAAUCUAGCGAGCCACUGCCUGGGAAUAUCAUUGAUGCCAAGAAGAGUGCUGUCGCGACGAGGGAGAAACUGGAAGCUGAUAGGAAAGCGGCCGAAGAGGCCGUGAAGCGCGCUCUGCCUUCCAUGUUCUUCACCCUUGAAAACGAUCGGGAUGCCAUGCUGGAACAGCAGAAACUCGAGGAAUCAGACAGACAGGUCAAUGCCGAAGCGAAUGCCGCUCAGGCGAACGCCCUUGGGAAGCUCAGCAGCGCAAACCUUGGUGCUUCAAGCUUAACAUUGAAGCACCUUAUCGCUCGGAUCGAUGCCAAACGUAAGGAGGUCGUGGUUUCGGAUUUGGAGUUACGGAAUUUGAUGUCAGAGGUCCGGAAGAAUCGGUCAAAAUGGGCCAAUGAAGACAAAAUUGGCCAGGAGGAUCUCUAUGAGGCUGCAGAGAAAGUGGUAUUGGAGCUUAGAGCGUUGACGGAGCACUCCACUGCCUUUCUCAAUAAGGUCAAUAAGCGAGAGGCACCGGAUUACUUGACCAGUAAGUUCUUCCCUGCCCCAUCAUUCAGUGGUCCUGGCUUUUAACUUUGGUUACCGUUUCCAGUAAUAAAACACCCAAUGGAUCUGGGCACUGUAAUGAAGAAGUUGAAGGGUCACCAUUACAAGAGUAAAAAGGAUUUUGUCGACGAUCUUAAUUUAAUAUGGCAAAACUGUCUCGAUUACAAUGCUGAGCCGUCACACUAUCUUCGGAAACAUGCAAAAGCCAUGCAGAAGGCUACUCAAAAUCUUACACCUUUAAUUCCUGAUAUAGUAAUUAGGGAUAGGGCGGAGGUUGAGUUAGAGGAAGCUGGUGCUCUUGAGGUUGACGCCGAGGGGGAAAGUGACGAUGGUAUAUCCGACUCUGUUUGAUUUUUAUUCUUGACCAAAGGCUGCCUCACUGUUCGUACAUGCUUAUCUUUUUGCCUACAGAGCCCAUAAUGUCUUCUCGUGGUAGGAAGGCACCUGGAACUAAAAAGACUAGGAAAGGUGCUCGACUGGAAGGGACUCCUGAAGUUAAAGCACCGGUAGUAAAUCUUUUGCGAGCGGAUUCCAACCCUCCGGGUAAUGAUAGUCAAGUUUCUGUUGGCCUCAAUGGUUUUCCGACACCAUCUGGCGGCACACCUGUCCCUAAUGGCCUUGCGCACUCGAUAUCACAAAUGGAUAUUGAUCAUGACAGGGUCGAUGAUGAUACGCAUGAUGUAGAAUAUCAAACGUGGAAAACUUUGACAAAGAAGGCGAGGGCGAAGGUGGCGGUGGGUUUCCCCUUGGACCUGCUGAUGGCGUUGAACGUUUUCUAAUGAUUUUACUCAGAGCGAGAGACACAAACUAUUUCGUGGCAAUCGUUUGAACCCGGAAGAGCCAGCUUUAUUGCGAUCACGGGAUGACAUGGGACGGUUUUUGAGGAACGAAGAGAAGCAUGCCAGGUCCGCCCAGGAUGCUGACGACAACAGCAUGCAACAGGGAAGUGGUAAUACGAAAUUGGUUGAUACCGAACAAACAGACGUUCAGGAACUGCUUCCGGAUUACUACGAUCCUUUGGCUGCGGUCCCAGAGCUUCCUUUCGGUGUCUCGUGGUAUGGUGAUGGCGAUGAGGUGGAUCUGCAGGACGACAAUCUCCGUAUCGCACCGAGAGGGAUAUUUAUACAGCCCAAGUCUGAGCUCAGUAAGCGGAUGGAUGCAAAUAUCAAACAGAUGCAGGAGACCAGGAAGUUGUGCUCGAAAAUUGGUGUGAUCAAGCAGAUGCAAGUGCAGACACAGGUACGAGUUAUCUCAAAUCUACUGAUUCCUGAAUGCUAACUUUGCGUUGUUCAGAUGUACUCCAAUCAGUUCACCAAGUACGACCCAAAGGAGUUUGUCGAAGCUGAUGUUGAAGACUUUGUGGUUUCUGAGGAAGGUCCCAUCAUGUGCGCAACUGUAGCACGGGCUGCGCUGCAGAAAUCUGUCGGCAAGAUAUUUUAUCAUGCUGGCUUUGAGGAAUUCCAGCCGACAGCAAUUGAUGCCGUGACUGAUAUCGCUGUUGAUUAUUUUCAGAAGUUGUCAAAGACCCUGACGGUGUAUCAAGAAGCUCCACAACAUGAAAGGAAGUUUGAGCCAGAGGUAGGGAUUUAGAAGGUGGAUAGUUUUGAAGUUUCUGAAGAUGUUAACCUGACUAUAGGAAAUGCUACUUCAUGCUUUGUACGAAAAUGGGGCGGAUGUCGAGUCUUUGGACACCUAUAUCAAGGAUGAUAUUGAGAGACUAGGCUCCAAGCUGAAUGGUAUUCACCAACGGAUGAAGAGCCAUCUAACAGAACUUCUAGUACGUCUUUCCUUAAUUGCAUGGCAUCAGAUACAGGUACUAACUAGUUGUAUAGCGUCCUGCCUUACAGGAUGUCGGUGGUGAUGGCUCAAAGAUGUUCAACGAUGGGAGUGAACAGUUCGUUGGCGGCGAUUUCGCUGAGGAUAUUGGUGAUGACUUCUUUGGUUUUAAGGAGUUGGGCUUGGACAAGGAGUUUGGACUUUCUUCACUUUCCGUACCGUUGCACCUGCUUCAGGGGAGGAUGCAUAGCACGUAUCAAACACAGAAUACCAGGUAUGAUAUUCUAUCGUUCUUUUAUGUACAAGAAGAUUACUAACUACGUCUCAAAUUUUACAGUACCGUGGCGUUGGCAGACGGCUACAAGCCGCCACCCCCUUUCGAACCGGUCACUCAUGAGCUUCUCGAACGGGAAAUCGGCCUGGUCAAAAAUUUCUUCUUGGCGAAACUCCACGCAAACAACGAAGAGCCCCUCGUCGAAGACGAAGAUCUUCCCGUCAAACAGCGUCUACCAAAGCCAAGAUUGCCUCCGACAGGGAAGAUUUUGGCCCCGAGAAAACGCCCAAUGCACGGCCAAGGGGGGAAUUCCAAGAAGAAGAAAAAGCCGAACCCACCGGCACCACCACCCGCAAAGGCUGCCCUGCUACCUUCAAAGAGUGUGGCCAUGGAUCGCUCGUUAUCAAAGAUAUCGGAAGCCGAUGGCGACGGGAAUGGUGGUAUGAUGUCGCCGGAGUCGUUGGUUGGUGGAGGAGGAUAAGUUCAUAACCCAGGGAAACAGGAGGGAAACAAUUUUUUUUUUGCGGAAGGGUGCCGAUUCCCCCCUCUUUUUUUUUUUUUUUUUAGUUUUAAUCCUUUUUCGGUAGCCAGGGAUGUCGGUUCUUUGUUCGUCUUUCUAGGAUUCUUUCGCAUCACUUUCUUUUUUUGCUGGUUCCCUUAUGACUCCUUGUAACUAUCUCCUCCAGCACUUCCUACCAUCUUUUCACUUGCGACACCCUUUUGUCUGGUUCAGUUCACUCAAGUUCAUAUUUCAGCUCAUCAAACUGGGCGUUCGGGUUUGGUUCGGUUCACUUCAGUUUGGUCUGGUUUGUUUGCCUUUUUAUUUCAGUUUGGUACAAAGAAAAUUGUCCAGUUUGUAUAUUUUUUUCUGCUCUGGUAACAUUCGUGUGGUGUAAUUUAUUUAUUCCCUUUCGCUCGUUUUUUAUAUUUUUAUUCUGUUAUCCUCUUGGUUUGGGGUGUUGUGACAAACGGGGCUCUUUAUUUCCCUCUUACUACUACCGCUGUUUUAUGAUUUGUUUCUGUGUUGUGUAGAUUUUGGGAUGUUUUCACGUUGUUUUUGUGCGAAGGAUGGGGGCGGAGGUUGGUGUUAGGCGGGACAUGGGAGAAGAGGACGGGAGUUGCGGAAGGGAAACGGGAUGGAAAGGCAAGACAGGCAGGCAGGUAAGGGAAGGGAAGGGAAGAAAGGGUAGAUAUAUAAUGAAUGAUACCGUCUUUUUUAUUUUUAUUUUUAUUGGGAGGUCGGAUAAGGGUGGUACUUUGUUUUUGUAUCUUAUUGUAUUCUUGGAUGUUUUGUAUGAUGGAUGGAGGUUUCCUUUCCUUUCAUCAUUUUUUUUUUUGAAGGGAGGUUUCUUUUCUUCUACUUCCAUCGCUUUUUACUACUCGUUUCCCUACCUAUUUGCAUUUGCUCCAUGUAUUGAUAAAAGGCGAUUAUUGGAUGAUUUAUGUUGU